GUCGAAAUCAUGGGAUUGGUAUCCACCAUGCUGCCGGCCUGUUUCUAUUCUCAGUGCCCGGGCCAGCCAGACACGCGUGGCUAAGCAAACUCGGGCCGGUUCGGUGCUGUCAAGUAGCACCACAGAAUAAUUUCCCGCGAAAGAUCUGUGCACCCUCGCACUCACCUCGGGUCGCAGCCAUGGCGGCCGUUUCUGUGCGACCAACAUAUCCCCAUGACAUGCAUCUGCCCCUCCGCUUCGCAUGCCGCGCCUUAUUGCCAGUUCUGAGCCCUGGUCUCCCACAUGAUCACCAACAAACACUCCCACUGCCCUGAAUGAUAAACCAGGCCACCCAUGCCUCUCUCAACCUCUCGCCGCCGCCAUGGAACGACAAUUCUCGGGGCAGACUCAGCCGAUUUAUCAUGAGACGUACUCGCGACAGCAGACGACGGGAAAUGCCGGUUGGAACCCGAUCGCGGCAACACCAGAUAUUGACUCUCCCUUGUCAUCGCCGCAACGCUCGCGGGUCUCAUUCGCGCCCCUGAGAUCGCCAACCCAGGACGCGUCCGGCCUGGACACUCCUUCGAGUGUGGGCCUAGGCAUUGGGCCCAUUGACCAUGGUGCGCAGUUUCCAGGGUACCAUCCGGUUGUCUCGCGGGACUCCUUCCAGCAGGACAGUGACAGUCUGCCAACCACUCCAAGUCCUCCGCAGGCGAACAACUGGUCAAAAUCCACCAUCGCGCCGCGCGAGUGCGCCCUCGACGGCCAAGAUGGAGCUCCAUACUACUACCCCAGCCCGUAUGGAGGCCCAUCGCCGCCCGGCGGCCCUGGGAAUCCUCGCUUCGCUCAGUUGACCGAUUCGACAGGAUGGAAGAUGAUCUAUGGGGGUUGGUCGAUGUAUAUCCUGUUCUCUCUGGGGUUUGCAUUUGCGGUCGGUCAUCACGUCUUCUACAACAGCCUUCACGGGAAGCCUGCCGAUGACCAGAUCGGCAUGAUACGCUUCGGCGGUCUUUUGUCGUAUGCGGCCAAGGCGUCGUUGGUGGCCGCGGUCGUCUUUGCCUACCGGCAGCAGAUCUGGGUGACCGUCAUCAACAAUGUGCUGCAGCUGAGGACCAUCGACAGCCUCUUUGCCGCCGUGGACGAGCCACAGGCAUUGUGGAGCUGGGAGCUUUUCAAGAAGGCCCGCAUCGCCGUGUGCUUGGCUGUUUUGGCUUGGUUAUUCCCCCUUACCGUCAUCUUGACCCCGGCCACCCUCACCGUGGCCCCGCUCACCGAAGUCAGAGACGAUCGCUGCCAUGGCGUCCGCACGCUCAACUUCGAUGGAGAGAAGAAGAAGAACUGGAGACGAGUGGACCGGCUCAACGGCUACCGGGGAAUUUCGCUCUCGCUGUGGAACUCGACAGUCCCGGAGUCGAUGGGUCUGGUCGACACACCCUUCAACGAGACCUUUUUUGACUACUGGACAGGCAGCAGCGCACCGGUCGAGUUAGUGACCGCCCAGAGUGCACUAACUGGCACAGUCAUCCCAAGACGAAAUGUCGCUCUGGAAGCUUGUGGUGCCGGCUGGAAUUGCAGUUAUGAGGUCUCCUUCAUGGCCCCUGGGUACAAAUGCUCCGAGUUAGCAAGGGGGCAGAAGCUCGACGAGGACGAUCUCAAGCGGCAGGGUGUGCCGUUCAACGCCGGCGAAUUGGCACCAAACGGCGACUGGGCGUAUAUAGCUGAGACCAAUGUUGGCGAGUACUUUAACGAACAGGUCGAGGUGCUCCCUGGCGGCGCUCCCAAGAUGAAACCUCCUUAUCCCAAACAUCUUGGCGCCCUCAGGACCGAGCCGGUGCUGUGGGUUGGCUAUUCCACCCUCACCAGACCGGGAAGACCGCCCGAGAACCGUGAUGCCCCCGGGUGGAACACGGAUUUUGAGGCCGUUGUCUUCCGGUGCGAGCACUACUUGACUAACUACACUGUCCGAUUCAACCACACCUUUUCCGAGCAGGUCACCACCGUUCUCAGGAGAGACCAUCUCUAUCCCAUCAUCAACACGACCGUUGUCCCGGGCAAGAACGCCAAAGAUGGCACCAAGGAUAACACCACAGCCGUCCCUGAAUCUAACUACAUCCUCCCCAUCGACAUCGAAACCUACCGUGUCACAGCCGCCUACCACUCCCUCGGGCAGCGCAUGCGCGCCUUCAUCAACGGCAAGAUCAGGUUCUCGCCCUACGUCCAGAUUGAGACCCAAGCCUCCAGCACGCCCCUGAUCGACUUCGAAACGUACCUCCCCAGCGCGAACCUCAUGUCCGAGAUGCAGCACUUUUACGAAAACAUCACGCUGUCCCUGCUCUCGAACCCGCAAUUCGUCAUCGUCGCCUGGGCCGCCCAACCCGACCGGCGAAGCGGCAUCUCCAACGACACCGUGACGGCCGACCCGGCCCUGUCGUACCCGUGCACCAAGACGCGCGUGGCCAACGCGUACGUCUACAACCGCCGCGACCUGUGGAUCGCCUAUGCCGUCGCCAUCGGCGCGGGCUUGUUUGCCGUCGUGUUGGGGUCGGCCGCGCUGAGCCAGAACAAUUUCCAUGUGCGCGACGUGCAUGUGUCAAGCAUCGUCGCUGCGACGCGGGCGCCCUGUCUCGAGGACCUGCCGUGGAAGGCGAGCAGGUGGGGCGAGGUGCCGCGCGAGAUCCUUGAGACCAAGCUGGGUUAUGGUGUGGUCUCGGAAUCGGGACCUAACGGGACGCCUGCCGCGGUGGCGAGUGGUAUGGUGUCUGGUAUGUGGAUGGCUGGGGUCGGCAGUCCGCCCCUGGUGGUUGGCGGGAAGGUGUAUUAUGGGUUUGCGCCGAAGGAGGUGUUGGAAAGGACGAGGGUGGCGACGUUUGGGCCGGGGAAGAUGAGGAAGAGGAUGAGUGCUUUUAGUUUUAGGACUUGGGAACAGAGUUACGGGUCGGGUAGCUAGACUGAGUAUUUGUACAUGGGGGGUCCGAAAGGGUGCAUUUGAAAGGCUGGUGUCUGGUGAGGGAAUGAGUUUUGGAAUGCAUUGCUGCGUGGUUUUGUAACGUGUGCUGCCACGCUAGUUCGGUGCAUCAUUGGGUUUGAUAUCGCUUUACUGACUGCAGCGUGCAGUAGCAUUGACUGGGAUUAAAUCCAAUACCUUGAAAGCACACCUAGUCAAUAGUCGCUGUGGGAUGCGAGGGCUGGCUAACCAUCUGGGCUCAUAUGAUUCUUUACGAUUUACCUAACGUUAGUUAAUCC
Messenger RNA from Parathielavia appendiculata, 3222 nucleotides. RefSeq lists its product as uncharacterized. Bases 362 to 2926 code for a protein of 854 amino acids. The record is from RefSeq and is a predicted model, not a curated record. Lineage: Eukaryota; Fungi; Ascomycota; Sordariomycetes; Sordariales; Chaetomiaceae. The transcript has 2 exons.